CUUUUAAACGAUUGUUCUCAUCUUACUUGCAUUUAACUGUUUCAAGUGAGAAAUGGCAGAAGGAGUUCUCUUCAACGUAGCUGAAGGAAUCAUUGGCCAACUGGGCCAACUAGCUCUCAAAGAGAUUGGACUGCUCUGGGGUGUCAAAGAGGAGCUUGAAAACCUCAAAAACACGGUUUCAACAAUAAACGCUGUGCUUCUGGAUGCAGAGGAAAAGCAGGCGCAGAGCCAUGCCAUCAAGGAUUGGGUGGCAAAGCUGAAAGAUGUACUUUUUAAAGCAGACGACUUGCUGGAUGACUUUUCCACCGAAGUUUUACGACGGGAAGUGAUGACUGAGAAUAAGAAAGCGAAAGAGGUACGCAUCUUCUUUUCCAAAUCGAACCAACUUGCAUAUGGUCUUAAAAUGGGUCAUAAGAUUAAGUCAAUUAGGGAGAGACUAGAUGCUAUUGAAGCGGAUAGGAAGUUCCACUUAGAGGCACGUCCUAGGGAGACACAAGGCAGUAAUAGGGUGAGAGAGAGUCAUCAUUUUGUACGUGCUGAAGAUGUUAUUGGAAGAGAGGUUGAUAAGAAAGUCAUCAUAGAACGUUUAUUAGAUUCCAAUAUUAAACAGAAUGUUACAGUUCAUUCAAUAGUUGGACUCGGAGGACUAGGUAAGACCACGUUAGCUCAAUUAGUCUUCAAUGAUGAAGAAAUUAAAAGUCAUUUUGAGAAGAAAUUGUGGGUGUGCAUCUCUGAUGAUUUUGAUGUAGAAAUAAUUGUUAAGAAAAUCCUAGAAUUUGCAAAAGGUAAGAAACUAGAGAACUUUGAAAAGAACAAAUUGAUAAAUGAUCUUCAAAAAGAAAUUGGUGGAUAUAGAUACUUUCUUGUAUUAGAUGAUGUGUGGAAUGAUGAUUCAGAAAAAUGGGAUAAGUUAAAAAGACUUCUACUAGGUGGUGCAAGAGGCAGUAGAAUAUUGUUGACUACACGUGAGGAGAAGGUUGCAAAGACUUCAAAAGCUAUUGAUUCAUGGUUUUUAAGGUAUUUAAAUGAAGAGGAGUCUUGGUCAUUAUUUAAGCAAACGGCAUUUGAAAAUGGACAAGAACCAAAAAAUUUAAGAAUUAAGGAAAUUGGAAUGGAAAUCGUUAGAAAGUGUAGAGGAAUUCCACUUGCCAUAAAGACUAUAGGAAGCAUAUUGUACUUUAAAAACUCAGAAGAAGAAUGGUUGUCCUUCAAAAAUAAUGAAUUUUCAAAAAUAGAUCAAAAAGAAACUGACAUCAUACCUACGCUUAAGUUGAGUUAUGAUCAUCUCCCAUCAAAUUUGAAACAAUGCUUUGCUUAUUGUAGUUUAUUUCCAAAGGAUUACCAUAUUGAAAGAAAUAAAUUGAUCAAGCUAUGGAUGGCACAAGGAUUCAUUAAGUUGUCAAGUCAAAACCAAUGCCUAGAAGAUGUAGGUCAUGAGUAUUUUAUGGAAUUACUUUGGAGAUCAUUAUUUCAAGAACCUAUAGAAGAUAUGUAUGGCAAUAUACGUGUAUUCAAAAUACACGAUUUGAUGCAUGAUCUGGCGAAAUUAGUUGCGGGACAAGAGAGCACCACUUUAGGAAUAAACAGGGAAAACAUUGUUGAAAAAACUCAUCAUGUGUCCGUUGGUUUUGAUUUAGGCUUAUCAUCACAAAUUCCAACCUUGUUGUUUAAAGCAAAAAGGAUAAGAACAUUUAUUUUACCAACUCCAAGACAAAUGGUGUGGAACCAGGAAACUUGUGAUGCAUUUUUAUCAAGUCUUACAUUCUUGCGCAUGUUAGAUUUGAGUUGCAUUGGCAUUAGGAGUUUGCCACAUUCUAUUGGAAAGUUAAAGCAUUUAAGGUAUCUUGAUCUUUCACAGAACUUUGCCAUCCAGAUGCUUCCUAAUUCCAUUACAAGUUUGCAAAAUUUGGAGACACUAGAUCUCUCUUUUUGUUAUGGACUCAUGGAAUUGCCAAGAAAUAUUACCAAAUUAGUCAACCUUAGGCAUCUUGACAUCUCUAAUUGUAGAAAAUUGACUCAUAUGCCAUGUGGACUGGGUCAAUUGACUAAUCUUCAAUCACUAUCUCAGUAUGUGUUGAGUACGGACUCUAGGCAUGGUGAAUUGAUGGAACUUCAAGGACUAAAUGGUUUGAGAGAAAAUCUAAGUAUUAAAAAUCUGAGACACGAGAAAGAUACCGCAUUAGACUGUGGCGCUGCAAAUUUGAAAGGGAAACAAAACCUCCAUGGCUUGGAGUUGGAGUGGAUAGAAGGAGGCGCAGAUGACGUGGAUGUUGAGUACGAUGAGAUGUCACUCAAACAUUUGCAACCACACACAAAUCUUAAAGAAUUGGAGUUAGAUGGGUACAGAGGAAUGGUAUAUCCAAGUUGGCUCUUGUCACUAACAAAUCUUGUAGAUCUUAGGUUAAGGGCAUUGAAGAAUUGGCAACACAUGCCACCAUUGCAUCAAUUUCCUUCUCUUAAAACACUCAUCCUAAGCGACCUUCCUUCUCUUGAAUACAUAUCAAACAGUGUUAACCUUCCAUCCCUAGUGGUGCUCAAUCUUUCGGAUUGCCCUAAUCUAAAGGAAUGGAAAAUGGACUCCAUUGAGGAGGAUAACGAUGAUGACAAUAAUCACUCUCUGCCUUCAUUCUCUCGUCUUUCCAUUUUAAAUAUUAGGGAGUGCCCUAAACUCUCUUCCAUGCCUGUAUUUCCGUGCCUUGAACGGCUGGGGCUGGUGAAUUCUAAUUUGAGCCCAUUAGAGCAGACAAUAUCGAAGGGAAUGAUACAUAUGGCAUCUCAAGAGAACCCAACAAUAACAGUAGCAGACUCAGCCUCUUCUACUUCUUCAACAACCUCCUCAUUCGUCCCUCUCUCCAAAUUAAAAUCUUUGACUAUUGGGCUAAAAAAGGCAGAUCGUGAUCGUGAUCGUUUCCUUCGAAGUAUAAGACAUCUCACUGCAAUUGAGGAACUAGAAUUUCGAUAUUCUGAUGAGAUUGAUUUAUUUAAUAAUGGGAAUGGGAUGGAAUGGCAAGGGCUGAAGAGGCUUCAGAUUAACAGUUGUCCGAAUUUGACUACCAUACCGGAAUGGAUAUGUAACUUCACAUCUCUUCAAUCACUUCGCAUUCAGAAUUGCCCCAAUUUGACGUCAUUGCCGGAAGGAAUGCCUAAAUCUUUAAGUACACUAUUCAUUUGGAAUUGUCCCAAAUUAUUGGAAAGAUGCAAGAGGGAAAAGGGUGAAGAUUGGCCUAAGAUUGCCCACAUCCCAAACUUGGAACUGUUGUCUGAAGAUGAUUCAGAACAAACUGAUAAGAAGAAGGAACCUGAGCUUAAGACUCGGCGCUUAACUAAAAUUUUGGGGAGUUGCAGUUGUUCAACAAGUCAAUAACUCAUUGAGUGAAAAUCAGCACUUGGCAAUAUUGGGAUAAUAUUUUUGUGGAGAAAAUCAGCCCUUGGCAAUAUUGGGAUGAUAUUUUUGUGGAGAAUUAUAAGUGGCAAUCACAUUGCAAGAUUAACUUGUGCAGAUUGAGUUGGACUUAGACCAUAAGUUGAUGUUCCUGGUAGCAAUACCUGACAAAGGAACCUGCCAUUUCCCAAGUGGUUGCUUAUUCACCUUCUUGAAUUCACAUGUUAUACAGCUGGCAAAACUUGAGCUUUUGUUGGACAAAGCAGAAGUAGAAAGUCAUCAGUUACUAGUUCUCUAGAGAAAUACUGUGAUCUUCAGGUGGGAAAACUUCUUAUAGAUGAUAUUAAACUUAAAGAGUUUCGGAAUAAAUGGAGUGGGGGAAAUUUGGUCUUGUCAGCCGAGAAUCUUGGUUCAUUGUGUCAACCAUCAAAGAUAAUAUUGCAUACAUAAAGGAUGGCACAGCUACUGAAGAAAUAAGAGUUGCAGCUGAACUUGCCAGUGCGUUGUUUUACUGAUAUUUCCGGAGGUUCUAAGUUAUGGUCCAUGACUGUUCUUUAGAAGAUCCUUUCAUAUUGGUAAUCAUAUAAGUUGUUAACAUAUUUUGAAAUUUGCAGCUGAGUGGACACCAUGGGUGGUGAAGCACAAAACUCAUUUGUCUGGUGGACAGAAGCAAACUGUUUCCAUAGAAAGAGCAAUUUCUAAACACCCAUGGAUUUUCACUUCUAGAUGAAGCUAAAAGUGCAUUUGAUGCUGAUUUUGAGAGAAUAGCACAAGAGGCAUUGUACAUGAAGCAGGAUAUACACUAAGAACUCGUCAAGGAUCCUGAUCGUGAGGCAUACAUCCAGCUUAUACAAUUGCAAGAAGUUAAGGAGUCAAAACAAGCUGCACAUUGUCGGCAGCAUCACAAAGUACUAUUAAUCUUUCUGAUAGUCAAUUCAAAAAAUGUUAGUCUUACAUCCAUAAGCCAGGGAUCAUUUGAAGCUCAAAUAGCUGCCUUGACUUAGCAAGGUGGCAAAGCAACAUCCUCAGGUGUUUUGCAAGAUGACAAGGAAUAUACAAAGAGAGAUAUUGAGCUCCAUCAAGUAGGCUUUAAGUAUCCAUCUAGACUAGAUAUUCAGAACGUCACAGUUGUUAGAAAAGGUGGAAAUGGAGGAUGCAUAGUGAUUACAAUGUGCAAAGAUUUUUAAUCCUAAAUCAGCUCAUUUGAUGGAAUUGAAAAUCUGAAAGGUUAAAUUGAAGUGGAUUGAGUAGACUGAUUGGUCUUGUCAGUCAAGAAUCAGUUUUGUUCAAUGACUUUAUCCAUGCCAAUGCUGUAGAUGAGGAAGAAAGUGCCAUGAGGUGGAAACCAUAGCUGCAUCAAAGUUUCAAAUGUGCAAAGUUUCAUUAGAGGCUUACGACAGGACUAUCUUAUCAUGGUAAUACUAUAAGGAUUCCAAUUAUCCAGCGGGCAGAAGAAACGAGUAGCCACUAGAUGUCCAAGAUACUAUUUUAAACAAGGCUACAAAUACUCUCAAAGCUGAAUCUGAACAAAUAAAUCAAGAUGCACUGAACCAAGUGAUGGUGAACCAGGCUACAACUGUCAUGACCUGUCCAUUAUCUAAAGCUGAUCAAAAUAAAAUUAUCAGAGAGAAAGGAGAGCUUGAGAUUUUGAUUGUGAAUUUGCCACCUUGACAAACUGAGAAGGGCCAGUGUUUUUUGCUGCAGAGUUGCAAAUAAUAAUAAGGUCCAGGCAUUUCACAAACAUUUAGGUCACAUGUCAAGCGGAUAUGAAGUUAAUUGCUAUCGCCUAGUGGUGCAAUCAGAUGCAGACAAAUCUGUUACUAGCUUAAUGGAAAUUCAUCUACUAUCAAUGUUCCUGCGCUUCAAUUCUGUAAGAGAGAGAAACUAUAUACCUAGUUAUUAAUCUAAAAGCUAAUGAGGAACAACCAGAAAUUA
Quercus lobata is the source of this 5317-nucleotide messenger RNA. Its product is annotated as putative disease resistance protein RGA4. Gene Ontology annotation, molecular function: ADP binding. The record is from RefSeq and is a predicted model, not a curated record. The transcript has 10 exons. Bases 53 to 3364 code for a protein of 1103 amino acids. NCBI's taxonomy places the organism in Eukaryota, Viridiplantae, Streptophyta, Magnoliopsida, Fagales, Fagaceae.